Molecule: messenger RNA, 1477 nt
Organism: Nematostella vectensis (starlet sea anemone)
Lineage: Eukaryota; Metazoa; Cnidaria; Anthozoa; Actiniaria; Edwardsiidae
Product: polyamine-modulated factor 1
Exons: 6
Coding region: 201-881 (226 amino acids)
Biological process (GO): chromosome segregation
Cellular component (GO): MIS12/MIND type complex
Source: RefSeq, a predicted model, not a curated record
CCUCAGCCAAAGCCACACCGAAAGCCGAGCGACACUGAAAGCUGAUAUCUGUAAACAGGCCUGGUCGAGUGUUUUGAAAGGCUAAUGUAACGCCACGAGGGUUCUCCGAGUACUAAUCGGCGUAUCGCAAUACAUCCGAUGAUUUAUCGAAUGGUAGAGAAAAAGGCGCGAAAAAGGAGAACUAUAGAAAUAGAAGCAAGAUGGCUUCCAAUACAGAAAGUUUAGAACCAACAUCAAUAACAGCAACAGACACAACGAUGGAAUCCACACAGGGAACUACGAGAAACGAGUCCCUUCUCGAGGAUUUUAAUCUAGAAAGUCUUGAAGGAAAAAGAAUUACGGCGUUUUGCCAAGCGUUCAAGAAAACUCUCGACAGAGUUCUAGCCCCUGGAAAACCAGAGAAAUUUAAUAAUGUGUACAGAGCUGUGAGGGCACAGAAUCCUGAAGCAUUUAGUAGCAUAACGGAACAGAUGAUGCAGAAUGCUAGAGAAAAUAUAGAGACAGAAUUCAAGUUGAUGAUUAAGCAAGAGGAUCUUGUAGAUCUUUUUGGUGAACUAGAUAAGAUCCGGGAGAGCCAGAUGACAGACACAGAUCAGGACCAAAAGGAAGCCUGGAGGCCAAGCGGGAUUCCAUCAGUGGACUGCCAAGACCACAUCAUGCACAUCAAGCUUGCUUAUAAAGACCAACUCCAGAAAAUGUUGCAACAGAUUGAACAAGAAAAUGAACAACUUAAGGAGACUGUACUUCCUAAACGAGAAAAAAUAAUCAGCAAGGAGCAGGAAUUGAUUAAAAACAAAAAGUUGGAAAUGGUUGUUCAAACUUGCCAGAAUGUUGACGUGAAAAAGCUUCAGCAACAAGGUGUUUUACUGAAGACAAUGUGACUUAAUGCAAACAGAAAAAGGCGUCAGAACAUAACAAAAAAGAAAUAUAUUCUAAAAUAUGGUUUCUACAGAUCCACUACCAGGGUCACGUUCCUAGAAAGCAGGUUAACACUAACUCAGAGUUAAAUAAGGUUGUUAUCGAAUCAAAUUUCUCGAUAAACAUAUUUAUCUGUGGAUAAGCGCUAACCUGCUUUCUAGGAACCGGCCCCAGAACUCUUACAUGGAUCCAGUCUACACUACCUAUGGUGCUGAGUUCAAAUAGUGGAUAAGUUAUUUGCCAGAAACUGCAGAAAUUAUCAAGAAACUUAUCACUUCUUCCAAUAGGUCCCCAAAAUAUCCUGUCGUGUUUCUGCAAUUUUAUUCCUGGGAUGAUUGCAAAACAAGAACACUGAAUCAGUGGAAGACUGUUGGAAUUAGCCUCAGAAACCCUCAGUACCAAAGCUGGGUCUCAGAGAAUGAUAUUUUUGCAUAAGUUUUAAUAUGUUCCUGAUAGUGUUGAACCCUUGUAGACAAACAGAACACUCACUUGUACAAAAUAAAAUCCUUUAUUUUCAUAAAUGUAUAUAAUAUUUUAAAAUAUAGUUUGAAACCCCAUU